GACAAUAAAGUAGACCAAAUCAAAAUGGCUGAUACUACUUUAAUCUUGGUCGGGAUCGGUGUUUUGGUUCUUUGUUUGUUAAUCACAGUCUUCUUACUGCUGGUGUAUUCUGGUCUGUUCAGGACGGUGGAGGUUGGAGCCGGGCGCCCACCCAUCGCUGAUGUCGUCGUUGCUUACAAGUUCCUGAGGGGACCGUACAAAGAGUCGGGCCCCCAAUUCACGGAGCUCGCGAAACUGGCUCCUGACAAUAAAUGCCUGGGGAUCUUUUAUGACGACCCCAGCACAGUGCCGUCCACAAAACUUCGCUAUGUCGUAGCCUCCAUACUGGCCGAGGGGGGAGCUCCCAUUGACGAGGAGAUGAGAAAGAGGUUUGCUGAUGAAGGCUACAAGAUUCACAACCUGCCAUUUGUUACCAACGUUGUGAAGACAAGCUUCCCUUACAUCAGCCUUCUGUCCAUCUUCAUCGCCAUGUCGAAGGUGUACCCAAGGAUAGCCGAGUAUGUGCAGGAACACAAACUGUGUGCCCACCCGUGCUUGGAGAUUUAUGAUGGGAAAAACAUCCACUUCAUGGCCCCCUUGGCCAAACAAGACGAGUUUUACGUCCCUGAAUACAACCAACACGACCCAGAGGAAGAUCCCUCGGAACUAGAUGACCCAAGUCUAGCCGACAGCCUCCCAGACGACAGCAUCUCCUACAGCGAACCUUCCUUCAGCGAAAUUAGCCAGAGCCUGUCCACAGAUCUCACAGUCAGCACUGAAGAUAAGGAAGGGGAGGUAAUCAAAAUGGCCGCCGUUCAAGCUGGUGCAGGAGAAGCAAAAAAUUUAGCCGACUCUGGGUUUUCUUCUGAUGCAGUUCCCUCCCCUCUUUCUGGCUCUCUGCAGGUGGAGGAUCGUGCAGACACGGGGUCAGAGGGCAGCUCAGGGUCACCGUUUGAAGAUAUUAAAGGUGAAACUGAUGAACUAAUUAAAGAAAUGAAUGAUCAAGCGGAGAGUAAAGAAUAGUGGCUGAUUUUGUUGCCGAAACAGAACAAACAAAACAUGACUGGUAACGUUUUAUUGUUAAGGUGUAUGUCUUCUACUUGUAUGGGUGCAUCCUGUGAUAGAUGUGUGCUCUGUCAACAUUUGUAAUACUAUAUCCAAUGGUGCAUAACAAUUAGCUUGCUGUUGAAAAUGUAUGGUGCAUUGAUUGAACAUAUCGUGAUAGAAUAGGCUAUUGAUGACCUGGCGUUGGUAGUGUAGUUUAUGGUCCGUGUCUGUAGAAAUAUUUUUCUAUUGUGAAGAUUGUUUAUUUAUCACUUCAGAUAUUGAAAUGUUUUCAACUAUUAUUCAUACUGGUAAAUAUGGAAUAGAAUUCUAAUUACCGUAUCUGACGUAAUAAGCGCACCGCUCUAAUAAGCGCCCAAAGCGAUGUUUGCUAAUAUAUUGGCUAGUGAACAAUCCCAAUUAGCACCCUUCCGAUUGAUCAAUGUACGCUUAUUUAUUCGUGUAUA
This is a messenger RNA of Haliotis rufescens (red abalone), 1490 nucleotides long. Its product is annotated as testis-expressed protein 264 homolog. Gene Ontology annotation, biological process: reticulophagy; protein-DNA covalent cross-linking repair. Gene Ontology annotation, cellular component: replication fork; nucleus; autophagosome membrane. The record is from RefSeq and is a predicted model, not a curated record. Bases 25 to 1002 code for a protein of 325 amino acids. Lineage: Eukaryota; Metazoa; Mollusca; Gastropoda; Lepetellida; Haliotidae. The transcript has 3 exons.